UCAAAACAGACCGAUCCAACCGACAAUCGACUGCCAUAUGAUUCCCAGCCCAGCACUCAGGACCACAACACCCAAUAUAUACGACAAUAUGAUAAUAGGAAGGAUAUUAUCAGCUCAAGACAUACUAGAGAUACCACAAACAAGUUUCAGCUACCGGCGUCCAAAAAGCCCCGGAUCAGUGAUCCCCAAACUAUAGAACAGGCAAAA
Oppiella nova is the source of this 207-nucleotide messenger RNA. The record is from the annotation of a GenBank genome assembly. Lineage: Eukaryota; Metazoa; Arthropoda; Arachnida; Sarcoptiformes; Oppiidae.